Molecule: messenger RNA, 6384 nt
Organism: Oryctolagus cuniculus (rabbit)
Lineage: Eukaryota; Metazoa; Chordata; Mammalia; Lagomorpha; Leporidae
Source: RefSeq, a predicted model, not a curated record
CUUGUUUUGUGUGUGUGAUUUAUUUAUUUCUUUAUUUGAGGGUUAGCACUACAGAGAGAGGGAGAGACAGAGAAAAAGGGCUUCCAUCUGCUGGUUCACCACCGAAAUGGCCUCAAUGCCUUGCUCUGGGCUGAUCUGAAGCCAGGAUUUAUCCGGGCCUCCCACACAGGUGCAGGGGCCCAAGCCCUUGGGCCAUCUUCCACUGCUCUCCUAAGCGAUAAGCAGAGAGCUGAAUUGCAAGAGCAGCAGCCAGGACAUGAACCGGCUGCCACACAGGAUCCUGGCCUGGCUGUUUGAGGCUUCCCCUACAAAGCCACAGCCAGGCCCAUCUCCUUCUCCUUAAAAUCAGAUGUGGAGAAAUCCUGCCUGAACCCCGUGCUCACAUUAAUGAGAUUGCAGGGAUGUGUGGGAAGGAUCCCUCCUCAAAUAGUGUUGAAAACAACACCUCUGUCUUUUGUGCUUUUUCCACAUAAAUUCUGGGUGCUUUUCCUAGUUAUAUGAAUAAUGUGCAUAGUAUUUUGGUGUGGGUUGCCUUGAAUUAUAAACUCCUUUCUAUAGAGUAGACAUUUUCAUCAUGUUAAUUCUUGUAAUCCGUGGACAUGGAUGUCUCUGUAGUGUUUGUGUCUGCUUCAGGUUCUUUCACUGGUGUUUCAUAAUAGUCAUGGUAGGGAAGACACUAAGAAAUGGACAAGUAGGAGUGCUUUCUACAUGGCUUGGCAAACAUUUUAAUGAGAUGUAGAGGCAAAGCAUUGAGGCUUGUCUGUGUCUAGCACACAGUAACUGCUCAGUCACAUUAGUUCUUGCCAGUCCAUCACCAUCUGCUCUUUCAGACUCUUCUUCCUUGUCUUAGACACAUGGAUAACUGUUCAUGGUGUGAUGGACCAUUCUACUCACAUAAGUUAAUGUUCCUCAAAUGAUUUAAAUGUUUAGUAUUAUUAAUAAUGUCUCAAGGAGCAUCAUCUACAUAUAUUUGGUAUGUCCCUUGUUAAUUGUGAAGGUACUUCUCCAGGUUGUAUCCUGUAAAGGGACUUGCAAGAUCAAAUUUCCGGUACAUUCCUGAUGGUGCUGUUCUGGCCCCAUUGCCUGGCAAGAAGAUUUUCCCAUUCACAUUCACAGCCACUGAUGAGAAUGAUCUUUUCUAUACCUCCUUGCAGAAACUAGACAGCCCCUGUUACCUUCUGUUAACUUUUACCAGCACUUAACUCUUUGUUGUGAGAUUAUAUCAACUCAGAUUACACUCAAUAGGCCUGGAAAGGCUGCGAUCAGUGGGAUGCUCUGUGUUCUCUUGUAUUGGAUGACUGCUCUGUUCUGAGAUAGACAACAGCAAUGCAAGCACACAAGUCUUGCAUGGUGGACGCCACUGUGUGUUGGGUUCCUGCAGUGUUCUGGAUUUUGUGUCUGAGGCCCUCAUUUCUCUGUCACUCUUUCCUUUCUUUCUGCUUGCAUCCUUAUUCUUUCUUUCCACAGAUUUGGGAUUGGUCUGCUCCUGUUUUACUAGGAUUUUUGAGAUACUUUGUUAGGUUAUUUGAAGUCUUUCUAAUUAUUUGAUGUAGGAACUUAAUCCCAUAAACUUUCCUCUGCAUACUACUUUUAGAAUUUCCCACCAGAUUCAGUGUGUUGUGCUUCCAUUAUAAUUAGUUUCAUGGAAUUUUUAAAUUUCCCUCUUGGUUUCUUAUCCAGCCUUUAUGUAUUUGCAUACCUUUGGGGGUUCUUGUGUUGUUGAUUUCUAGUCUUAUAGCAUCCAUGUUCCAUGUGCAGAUGAAAAGAAUGUGUAUUCUGCAGCUGUGGAGUGAAAUAUUCUGUAGUCAUCUCUUAUGGCCAUUUGGUCUGUAGUAGUUUCUCUCUGAUGCUUGUUAAUUUUUUCCAGGUGAUCUCUUCCUGUUGAAGAAAGGUGAGUGUUGAAGUCCCCCACUAUCACUGCAUUAGAAUUCAUGUGUCCUUUAGAUGGAAUAAUUUUAUUUUAUAAAUUAGUGUGCUGCAGCAAUGGGUGCAUAUGCACUUACCAUAUUAUUUAACAGAUAAAACCUGUUUUAUCUGAUCCAACCGUAAGUACUCUUACUCACAUCUAAUAUCCAUUAGCAUGAAGCAUCUUUUCCCAUCCUUACCCUUUCAGUCUCUGUCAUUACUGGUGUGUUUCUUGUAGGUGACUUGUGGUUGGGUCUUGCUUUUCAUCCAGUCAUCCUGUCUGUAUCUUGUAACUGGGUAAUGUUGUCUAUUGACAUUCACAGUUAUUAUGGAUAAGGGAUGGGUAAGAACUUGAUUUUUAGAAAUUUCAUCAUUUUGUUGUGAGUACCCUAUGUUCUUUUUCCAGUGGGUUUUCUGUCAUGGGUCUUGAUGGUGGUGGUGACUCCUUACUCCGAGUCACUUGCAGAGGCUCUGGGACAGGAACUGCACAAGGCAGACAGUGCUCCUGUCUCAGGAAGACUCUUUUCUGGCAUAGGAGCCUGAUGGUCUAGAGGUGGUCACAGAAACUCAUUCUGUGUCUGACUGCAAUCACUACUUGAUCCUUUCAGUGUUCUUCGGUCCUGCUGUGUCACCCAGGGAUCAAACUGACUGAAUAUCAAUGAUAGAUCUUAGUACCAGAGUAACUCAUGGGGGAAGCACAUUCUCCAAAUGGCCAAAUGAUGUCCCUGAAUAACAAAUGAGAAUUCCUCAGUUCCUUGGAUGUCACAGCAUCAGGUACACUUACGCAACCGGUAGAAGUGUUUCUACCUGUGCAGAAACUUCUUGGUUUGAUAACAUCAGAUUUUUCCAAUUGGUUUUUAUUGUCCAUGUUCUUAUGGUCUUAGCCCAAAAACUGUGUUGACUCUGCCCAUUUCUUAGAGCAUUUGCUCCAUGUUUUCCUCUUCACAUCUUACAUUUAGAUCAUGAUCCAUUUUGAGUUGAUUUUUGUAAAUUAAAAUCCAAUUUUCCCAGUCCCAUUAAAAUAGAUGUGCAUAUCUCCAGGGAAUGUUUUCCACACCUUUGUCAAAAGUAAGUGUAGGGAUGUAGGUGUGUGAAUUUCUAGGGGUUCUCUUUUUUCCAUUGUCCUAUGUGUCUAUUGUUAUGUUGGUAGCAUACUGUUUUUUUCUCAAUAGCUUUGUGGCAUAUAUUUAAUUUUGAACUGUGGUGCCUCCAUCUUUGGCUUUAUUGUGUUAAGACUAUUUUGAGUAUUCAGAGCCUUUUGUGUUUUCAUAAAAAUUUUAAGAUUUUUUUCUUAUUCUGUGAGGAUGUCAUCAGUAUUUUGAUGGGGACGACAUUGAAUCUCUAAAUUGUUUUGGGUAGUUUUGAUAUUUUAAUAAUAUUAAUUCUUCCAAAUCAAGAAUAUAUGAGGGAAUUCCAUUAUUUUGUGUCUGCUUCAUUUUCUUUCAUUAGAUUCAAUGUGUUUGAAUUUCAUUGAAGAGGACUUUCACAUCCUGGUUGAACUUAUCACAAGGUAUUUAAUUUUUUGUAUCUGUAUAGAAUUGGAUAGCACUUACCAAUUCUCAUCAAGAUGGUUGAGUAUAUAAUAAGGCCAGUGAUUUUGGAAUUCCACACUGUGUACCUAAUAGAGAAUUACUAAUCCAAAACACAUAAGGAAUGGAAACACUUCCCCUGUCAGGUGGAGUCCUCACAGCAGGAAUGUGGGAUUUCUCUGGGUCAUGAAGGGGGAUGUGAAUGAGGGGUUGGAGGCAUUUGUUACAUGUGCAUGCUGUGUGUGAUUCCUUCCAUCUGUGCUACUCUGACAUUAAACACACUGCUUAUCUGCCCCCAUGUGCAGGGGACAUAGGGUGAUAAUGACAGUGACUCUAAUUCAGCAAGGGCAAAAAUGGAGCCUACAAGGAAGUCAUGAAUCCAAAAGUUUUCAAGUUGAGAUGGGCAAAUCCAACAAGACUUCCUGGGAUAGGUUUCAAGGCCGAGGACUAAUCCUCUGCGACGUGGGGCCUUUCCUCUGGGUCUCAGCCUGCGAUACUUCCAUCUUCAUUUGAGCCAGUAAUCGUCCUUUCUUCUCACACUCCUCUGAUGUUUGUCCUCUUCCUGGUGUCAGCAGCCUUCUCUUGGUUGUUUUGCACAUACACCUUACCUGAGUCAGUCUGCCAAUGCCCCGUGCUUGGCUCUGACCACUUUACGAGGGUCUGUUCUCACAAUCUCAGGCACCUCUGGAAAAUCUUUAUUGGCCUGAUUUCCAUUGGUCAUUGUGGAGUUUACUUUUUUAUCUUUGAAACUAGCAGCAUUGCCUCGCUGAAAAGCUGGGUCCACAGAGGUCCAGAAUGAAUCUCUACUCUCCCUGGCUCCAGGAGACAAAAAGAAGAACAUGGAUCUCCAUACAGAAAUGACCUCCAUGAGGUCUGACACUCUGCAGCAUUGCAGCAGAGGAGAAAACCUGAGGGAGAAUUCCAGAGCGGCAGAAAUAGCAGUUCUUUAUCUGAAGUCCACAAAACCCAACAAUGCAUUCUUGGAAUACAAGAGCCAUGUUCGGCACAGGGAAGCUGCAGAUCAAAGCUCAUGGGUGGCCCUCCUUCCAUCAGGUGCUGUGGUGCUGAGACAACCUCUUUGUCUCUGUGGCCCUCUGGUUCCUCAUCAGUGAGGUAAAGUGUGUAUUGUUCCUCUCUGAGGUCCUGCUGCUUAGGUUCCUCUGAGUCCCUGGGGAACCACACGUGCCCUGGGAACUGAGGCUGAGAGCUGACUUAGUCCCUCCUCUGUGUUUCCUCCCAGAUCCGGAGCUGAGUCCACAUCCUGAGAACCCAGAACUGAAGGUGCAGAUGAAGGAAGAUGAGCAGCUCUCUGGGACGUGAGAAUGACCCAGAGAAUGACAAGUCCCUGUUGUCCUGCCGUGACACACCAUCAGCAUGGCGGGAUCCCACAGCCCUGCAUCAGAUCCUGUGGCAGAACUGAACGACCUCGAAUGCCAGCAAUUGCGAUCCCAGCUGGCAAAGAGCCAACAGGACUGCUGGGAGCUCCAGGAGAAGUUUCUCAUAGCUGAGGCUACAAACUUUGCCCUGGCCAUGGAGCUGAAAAAAUACAAUUGUGAGAAGUUUAAAAACAUCAUUGAGUCCAUACUGACCAAAAAGCUCCACUUGGAGGAGCCGCUGGCAGAGAAGCCCACGGUCCCAGAGCUACUCAGGCAUUGCCGUGGCAUCCUUGAAGAUCAGGACCAAGAACUCUCCCAGUUACGUCCAAAGGUCCAAAGGGGGAGAAAUCUAGCCCACAUCCUGCAGCAGUACCUGAAGGACGUGCUCACAGUGCAUGACCCUGGGACCUGUACGGGGCAGGGCUUCCGACGACUGCUCACUGAGGCUGUUCGGCUGUCAGCGUGCCUUGAGGACCUGCUUGGAGCAGAAAAUAUUGAAGAGGAGGAAACACCAGCACAAGGACCUGUUGCUGACAGGGAGUUCUUGGAAGUGGAUGAAAUGGAAACCCCACAAAGUUCACAGCAGGAAACAUCUAUCACUGGUGCUGUUGACCACCUGCCCAGUGACUCCUGCCUGCCUGAGGGCACUGUGCAAAUGUCUCCUGAUGCUGAGGACACCCACGGUGUGCUAGGUGUAGACGGGGGACACGCUUCUUCGCACAAGAAAGAAGAACCUGUCACCAUUCUCCCAGAAAAUCAAUAUCACGAAGUGGAGGUACAAGAGCAAGUUGUCACAUACACUUCCAGCAGGGAGCUCCCAGAGGAGCAAGAGCAGGAAGACCCAGAUGACUCACUGGACGAGUGCUACCUCACUCCCUCGAUUUCUCCAGUCGUUUCUGAGCUUGACCAUUCCAUGUGGAGCAGCUGGUGCUCCCUGGAGCAGCAGGACAUGAAAAAGGAACAUGACAAUGAUGAAGUGCAAGAGGAAGCACAAGCCCUAUCAUACUCCAGUCUCAUCAGGGAGAUUCCAGAAAUUGAAGAUCAAGAUGUCUCACAAGACUCUCAUGAAAAUCAAUAUCAUGGAGUGGAGGUACAAGAGCAAGUUGUGAGAUACACAUCCAGUCUCAUCAGGGAGAUUCCAGAGAUUGAAGAUCAAGAUGUCUCACAAGACUCUCAUGAACUGAAUUUUGUUGCUGCCCCUGAGAGGAAGACCUGUUCCCAGCUGGAGGGAGGUCCUCACGAAGAUCCCAUCACCAGCAAGUGUGAGAGUCAUAGCAUCAGCCCCAGCGAUGUCCCAAGUACCCCAAAAGAAAAUGUUAUCAAAGGAAAAUGGAAGCCCAGGAAAUGCAAACUGGCCUGCCAGUUCCCUGGCCUGGAGAUGAAGGGAAAACCACAGUCCACAGAGAGGAAGAUUGCGUGCCAAUUCCCUGGUCAGGAGAUGAAGGGAAAACCACAGACCAACAUGUGGGCACUGACCUUCAGAUUCCUGGGCCUUCACGCCUAGACAGAGAUCCCAAGUACAGUUGGAAGGACAGAACAGUAUUGCUGAUUGUAACAUCCCCACCUCUUCCAAA